AUGGCCUUGAAUUCUCGGCCAAGUGGCAGAAGCCGCCCCGCUGUACAAAGGCUUUCCAACAUGAACUUCAUGUGUCAGGGGCAUCUGAGCCACAUUGGACUUCUGCUGGCAUUGUUCUUAGUGAUAACAUCAUCACAGAUGGAGCAAGACCGCCUACAGAUUUUGCAUGCUACAAGAGCAGAGCGGCGAAUCAUGAUUCAGAACGAGGUUCUCGAAUACAUUGAGAUUGACUUGCACUUCUCUGCGCCAGUCUAUGCCAUCAGCUGUUCUCAGCUGCGUGGCCUGCACGUUGCUGAAGCAGAUCGAUGUGCAAGCUGUCCACCGGGCUGCACGCUGUCAGCAGCGUUUAGCCGCUAUCCCUACGUCCCUGAGUUGUUGCCAAAGCUGCAAUCAGAGCCAGAAUGUAUUUGCGGUAUCAGUUUUGAAGAAAUGCAAUUGAAGGUGCAGGCCUGGCCCGGCGAUCAGGGCUUUAAUGUCUUGACUGAUCGGAGACCAGCUUUCAUUCACGGAGUGAGAGACACUCCUCUUAUGUAUACUUCAGCGAUCUGGAAAUUUGAUGCGCUCAUGGCAUCAAUCAAAUGCCCGAAUGAGGCCAAUAUGACUCCAGCCUUAGCCAGGAUCCGACGUUUUGGGAUCAAUGGGCCGCCAUUGGAUAAUUCUCUUCUUUGGUUUCAGAGGUUUGAGACUGCUUUUGGUGUUGAAAGCAUUGACAGAUUGCUGGCCAAUGCCUCGAAGUCCUACAGUGCAAGGCGCGCCGUUUUCUUGUUGCCAGUGAGACGUACCAAGAACGGACGCACCAAGCAGCUGGGACUGUCCUUGCAAGAGCUGGCCCCUUGUCGUUUGGAUUUGCCCUACUUAGUUGGUCCAAGAGGCGAGCCUGCAGAAAGCGUGGAGAGUGUCGGAGCUCUCCCAGAGCGGAAGUUCCCAUGCAAUCCUGACAGCCUCGAGGCAGCCCACCGCCAGAUGAAAGCAGUCAUGGACCAAGUCCUCACAGCGGGUCGACAGCACGGUCAUUGCGUCUCCGACUGGAGGACAACUUUCCCUCCGCGUGGAAGCGGUGGUCCUGGUGGCACAUCUGGGCGAGGUUAUGUGUGGGGAGACCAAGGCCAGGCAAACGAGACGUAUUCGCCCUACACCACAACUGAGUUGUCAACUCGCCAUCGGCGGGUUGGUGUUUUGGCAUAUCGCAAUGACUUUCUAUCUCCAACACCUGAGAUGGCAAUGCCAUGUAGUGUGUACCGGUGGCAGCUCCGGCUUCGAUCACACAACAUGCGUGAGCGGGCUGUCUCAUACACUGCAAUGGAUGCGGUCAAUGGGUGCUGGUCUAUGAUGGAGCGAAGUCUGCGGUUUGAGUCCCGCUCAGUUGUUCUGGAAUCGCAAAGCUGCACAAAGGAUCCAGAGGACGAAAACUUUGUUUUCGAUCCUUGCUGCAACUUGCAGAGGCUGCGCUGGCAAUGUUGUGCUAAACAGACAAAGACAAUUCAACAAUCUGUUUUGAUGUCAGUGGACUACAAUGCAAUGGCUGGCUGUCGCAAGGAUGAGAGCGGGCGAGCAAGUUUUCCAAAGGCAGCUAUCUCAGCUGCAAUGGCGUGGAAACGACGCUUGACAGAGCCGCUUGGUCUUCAAUUAAGCUGGAUGAAGCUGGCACUCCAUGAACAGGCAAAUGCAGCGAUGUGGAGGUCCGUCGAGCAGUGCCAUGCCGACGUCAUGGGUCGAUUUGAUCGGGAAUCGGGCAUGUACCUUGGCUCGCCGUGUUUGAUCGAUAGUGACUGUUUCACGCGGUGCCGGAAGCCUGUCUUGGAAAGCCUGCAAGUUCGGGUCGCACUUAGCCAGGGCUCGAGAGUGAAGACGCUUGUGCUGGGGCGCUGCACCGUUCCCUCAGAGAGCCGCCAUGUCUACAUCGUGCGUUGUUUGGCUCGGCGUUUGGGCAAGGAGGUUGUGGAGCUACUGGCUGCACAGUUAGGGCUUGAAGUGCCCAACAGAAACGAGGCAACCAUCGCCACCGCUCUAGCCAGCGACAGGUCGCGCAUGACAAGUGUUUGCGUUGGGCCUCUUGCAACUCCAGGACGGGCUGUUUCAAGGGAGGAGUGCCUUAGCUCGGAAGGCUGCAACUGGCAUCAUGAAAUUAGAACUGCCGCAGAGUGCACGGCAGAGCAGUUUCAGAAUGACGAAUUCUGUGGCUGUCUUGAGGGCAGCUGCCCACAGCAGAGCAGGCGAGCCGGUUGCAUCACGGGCGCGAAAUACACCGAUUACUGCACAGAUGCACGGGAAAUGCUACGUCCCUUGGAACUUGCAUGCGCAAGUAUCGCGACCAGCGCUGUGGAACUCAGGAGAUGCCGAAACCUGGCAGACGUGCACAGCUACAUGUUUAGACAUUGCAUAUCAUCACCUUGUACGCCAAGGGCUGCCUACUUUUGGGCCGACGAGAAAUGCAAUGACAACAUGAGAAGAGAGUUCCAGGGCUGCUAUGACUCCUGCGUCAUGCCUAGUGGCCCAAACCCAUCAAUAAAUCGUGAGGUUUGCUUCCAUGAGCUCUGGCCCAAUGAGACCGACCAGGAUUGCUACAGGAAACCUGGAGAUGCUACUGUCCAUUAUAGCCCGCCGUUGGGUGCGGAGAACGUUGACGAGAACUGGGCAGGUGCCCUGACCGUGGACUUGCCAAAGGAGCGGCGUCCCCGCUACUGCUCCAUCCGCUUGUGGCAGGAGCUUGAGCAGUCAAAGCCACCUCGGUCUUUGGCCUCUGAGCGAGCAGCACUGCUCAAUCGCGUGUCCCGUGAGAGCAGCGAGAAUGCAGCCCGUCUUCGCCGCACCGAGGGCCAGCGGCGAGAGAAUGAGGUUUUCUCCACAGCCGAGCCACCAAGGUUUACUGGCUGCGACAUGGGCCCGUUGUCGCUCACAGCCGAAUCAUCCAUAGCCUGCAGAGCGAAGACUGAGUUCACAUGCUGCUUCAUGCCGGCAAAUCUCACCACUGGCGCCUGCGAAUUUUGCACCCAAGCAAACACUACAUCCUGCAGCAUUGGGGAGAAGCUUCUGGCAAUCUGGGCUCCCAACCUCCAACUGUACCCAGCUUUUUUGGCUGAAGACCUUGGAAGUGAUUUGGCCCGUGUAGAUUGGGAAGAUGGUGACAUCUAUUACCGCCAGGUGCCUUGGGCUUGGCUUCGCAGCGGUAGUGGGGGAGGCUGCCAUCCUGUUGGCGAAGGAUGUGCGGCACACAGUCAGUGCCCUGUUGGCCAAUACUGCUUCAGCUGCGAAACAUGUGCACUUGCUUAUGGAGGCAACCCGCCCCCUGGGCUGUGUGACCCUUGUCCGACACACCGCGGCGGUGGCUGUGGCAGACUUGAUGCAUGUGUGCGAUUGCAAGACAGCAUCGACAACAACUGCCCCACUGAAGGGUUAAUCGAAUGCCCUUGCAAAGAAGAAUGGAGCGUAAGGUAUCAGUAUCCAGGGGCUCCGUCAGAAGAAAGCAUCAACGACUGCUACUUCGAUGUCUCCUCGAACAGUCGCUGGUGUGAAGUGGAUGAAACCUAUGUCGGUAGCGGAUGCAACUUGCAAAGGAUUGUGGGUAAAGAUCGAUUCAUUUACUGGCAGACUUGCCGCCCAAAGACCUGUGACUUCUGCAACUGCGACUGCAGUGAGAACUGCCGCGCAUUUGACGUUCUCCCUGCAUAUGGCCGCCUUCCUGCCGAAGUGGUCCCUGGAGUUCUUGACGCUCCCCUAAGCGACUCCAUGAAGCGCUUUUCCGGAAUCGUGGCUCCAAAUUGCACACAGGGCAGUUCCGCUCGCAUCCGGGAUGUUUGCGAAUAUUGCGUGGCAUGCUGCAAUGACUUCUGCAAUGCAAAGGCCAAGAAUGAAGAAGGUGGAUUUGAUUGCACGACCACUGAAGUGUCAGGCUGCUCCGACAUGGUGCACGGAUGGGUGGACAGUGUAGGCCGCAAUUGUCCGACGUACGUAGUGGACAGCUUAUGCACUCAGCAGGGCCUCUACGGCACCAACUGGGUUUACAAUCCACCUCGUACAUUUGCAGACUUUUCUUCCAGUGGCCUAGCUGCCACUGAUGUCUGCUGCGAUUGCGGUGGAGGAGUCGACUGCAGUGAUAAUCCUUUUGACUGGGUUGAUUCUGAUGGGCACCCGUGCACAACCUACGAGACAUUCAAAUGGUGUAACCGCACUGGCUACGGUCCGGGUUGGGAUUUGACCUGGGGACCUUUCAAGCUAGGAACAAGUGGCGUGGAUGCUCAUACAGCCUGCUGCAUUUGCGGAGGUGGUCAGGCCUUAGUUGUACCCGAGGUAAUCAACAACUUGGUCAACAACGAAGCAACUUGCAGGGCUGUGUGGCCUGGGAGAUCACAGUGGGCACCCCCCCCUUGGUUUCAAAGGAAUAUCCACUUGUGCCAGCUGACCAGCAACAUUUGCGGCCGCAAGUUGCAGGCAACAAUGUAUGAUCCGGCCACCGCGUCGAAUAUGGCUGAUGAUGAGCGAAUUUUCGGGCUUUGCCUUCAAAGAGCAUAUGACACCGGCACGCUACCUUACCUGGAAGACUUUGAGAUGUCUUUGGCUCCGAUUGGGACCGGACGAAGGCUUCAGGGACCAGCUUACCAUGUGUCUGGCAGGACAAGGCUCAACUCGACGGGCUUGCAGCACCUAGCUGAUUAUGCCUCAAGGCGCCUAGCCAUCUUGGACCGAAAUCAAAAAAUGGAGCCAACUGAGCUGACACGGCAACUGAUUCGUGAGGGAGCAUCCAUUCGCGUGGACUUCUUUGGGAACCGCGGUCUGGGAAUGUGCUACUACAGGAUGCCAGAUCCUCGUGAAAUGUUCGGAGGCGCCAAUCGUGAUGUCUAUCCCCCCCCGCUCUUGCCCUCCAGAACUGCGGAAACAGAUGUCUUUGAGAGGCCAAGACUCCAAGCACUUGGGUGGCCGCAGAGCUUUUGGAGCGCUCUCUUUGAAGAUGGUGACGCGGAAUCCGCGAUUUUCAAAGUUCAGUGGCCGCAGACCUUCAACACAGCGACGGACUUCAGCACAGUGUUACGAGGAUUGCUGGCCAAGCACAGCGUGCAGCUUGUUCUGAAGGGAGAGUUUGACAACCGUGUCCAGAGCUGGACAGCCACACUGGCCACUCUGGAAUGCAAAGGUCCGGAAGAUGAUCUAACAAAGUUCAACCAACCGACAGAGUGGCGUCCUGCCAUCCUUCAUGACCGUACGAGCUGCCGUGUGGAUCGCUGUGACGUCGAUGAGAUGAUCCUGGAUGACCUGAUGUGCCGUCUGACAUACGGUUGCACAGCAUCUUGCACCUUCUGUGCUUCCCCCUCACUUGCCACUCAGGACAAUGGCCUGUGUGUGUCAUCUGAUGUGGCCAAUUGCAACAGCCUUGGUGGAGUGAUAGUAGCAGGAGAGCUUUUUGAUGAACGGAUGGGUGUAAAGCGAUUCCAGAGGCUCUGUGCCCUCCGCCACCGUCCAAUGAUUUAUUGCAUGGGACCGGGGUUCUCCCUGAAGCGCUGUGAAAACUUUGAUGAAGCAAGCUGUGAGGAGGAUCCCUUAGCCAGACUCAUGGGCUGCUAUGCAAGUGUACGGCCAUGCCAGACAGCAGAUCACUGUCAAAUGUCCGGCCACUGCAGUGAUGCUGACAUCGGCUUGAACUUGGCAAGCCCAGGAACUUGUGUGAUCACCCCCCUGGAUGACAAUCUCUUGCAGCAAGGGUGUUCUAUUGGAGGUGCUAGUAGCUUUCCAGAUGGACUUUGUUUCUUUCGAUUGGAUCCUGCCUUCGGCAUGGAGGUCCGGCGGCGCCAUGGUUUGAUGGACUUGUCGAACCUGACUUCAGACGUCGGCACGGAGCUUGAAGACGCUGCUGCCUGGGCCGCUUCCCUGCAGGAGGCGCGGUUGGCAUCAGAGACCACAGACACGGACAUCCUUCGCACACGGCUCCGUGAUGCUGGGAAGCUGAACCAAUCCGAAUGCGAGGCUCUGAACCCACUCGCGCCGCCAUUUCAAGCUGUGUGGAUAGAGCGCUCCGUGAGUCCGACUGCCUGUGCCCGUUGGAAAGCCUGCUGUUUGCUACAGAGGGGUGACCGGUGUGAGCUCUUCACCAACAACGCGGUCGAUGCAGACGCAAACCCUGACUUGGCACGAGAAAAACAGACUGAGUGCUCGCAAUGUGGAGGGCAGUGGGUCGAGGUUUUUCGAUGGACCGCUGGCGUGUGGAAAAGAGGCGAUUUGCAGUCACCGCAGAGAGGUUGGUAUAGCCGCCGCUGGGGCAGCAUCAAUCGUUGGGUAGAAGUUGUGGACAUCGACAUCCUGCGGCGACUGUUUGAAAACGCGCUGGAGGAAAGACUUGGACAGCAGAGGCUCAACGCGGCCGUAAGCAUGGUCGAGCCUUUGAUGACAUCAUUGAAGCUCUUCGCGGCUGCUUGUGGGGAUGGAUCUGACGUUAUGGAUUCUUCAGUGAAGCGAGCAGAGAUGCUUGAGGACAAGCUUGCAGCUGCAGCGACCCUGCAGCUGCCUUCAGGGGCCUUCGAAUUGGGGCAGAUUCUGUCGACGUCGGGGCUUAUCAGCUCUGGAUCUGUUGGGGAUGUGCAAUUAUCUUGGCAUGAAUACAGUGCAUCAAGAUUUGGGGAGGCCAGCGGGCCAGCAGUGACCUACGAUCUCAGCCUGGUGCCUUUUGAGUACAUGUUGGGAGCAGCCGCUCCACAAAUUGCAUUGCCGGGAAGGUCUAGCCUUGUCCGAAAUUAUUUGUUGGAGUAUUUGAUUGUCCAAGAUACCACCACCACAUUGUCGCCAGCCAGCAUGGAGACAAUCGAUGCUGGUGGCAUCCGUGGAGGUUAUCCUGCCUGGAUCAUCAAUGAAAUGAUCAAGCUGGACAUCGAUGUUGAGGCAGAGGCGGAGGCGGCUGCCGAGCUGGCGGAGAAGCUGGCUGCGACGGAAGAGACGAGGCGCCAAGAGCGGCUCCGGGCUCAGGAGGCAGCAGCAAAGGCUGCUGAUGCUGCCUCCGGGCUCCCAUCUCCUUCCCUUUAUGUUCUCACAGGAGAAUAUCUUGAGAACAACACAGAUAUGACCAACAGUGGCUCUUCCUUUGAUCUAGCGACUUUCGACUGCCGCAACGUCGUUGCGAAUGCUCAGGGAGAGGUCUUUGGUCAGAUCAUUGGCGAUUGCGUGCAGGUACGCAGUUCUCAAACCAUCGAAAACUCGGUGGAGUUAUGCCUGCCGUUGAGCUUCGGCACCCCAGAGGAUAUCCAGGCUUUCAAUAGCACAGCGCAGGCUGAAGAAGCUGGGAUGCGCUUUGACUUCGCUGUCAGCCAGAUCGUGCCGGACACCUAUGCAAUUGACUUGCCGCCCCCCCUUCAGUCAGGCACUGAGGUGCCUGGCAGGCUUGGUACAGUGAUGUGGAACUGGCAGGACAGUCCAGCUUAUGGUCGUCUGGUUCCCGGCAGCUUCCAUCUAACUCCUGCAAAUCUGGCUGCCGAGAUUCGCAGGGAUGGGGCGGCCGGGGCCCGGCUUUGCUCUCGGAUUUAUUCCGCUGACACAUACUGUCCCAUUCUGCGCCUCGGCACUCACUUCCGUGCUCCAAUCUGGACAAAUGCCACAGGACAACCUCGUGUGGGUGGCUUCGACUCGGGCUGUCUUGAGUUUGACGGCUUGUUAGCUGAAAUCCAUCGAAGGCAAAUGCCGCAUAUGACCUCUCCAGUUCCGUACUUGCCUUUGGAACAGCAGGUUGCAGAGCAGAAGGUCCUCGAGGGAAGGAGCCAGGGAGUGCUUUUGUCAGUCACGCCAACAUCUAACUUGCCAGUUUGCUUGCCUGGCCAAUGCCUCAUGCAGCGCGGAAAUGGUCUGGAAGUCAUGAGUGCAGAUGCAAGUGAAGGAAGGUGUGCCAUAAUUUGCUAA
Symbiodinium pilosum is the source of this 7872-nucleotide messenger RNA. NCBI's taxonomy places the organism in Eukaryota, Dinophyceae, Suessiales, Symbiodiniaceae. The record is from the annotation of a GenBank genome assembly.